AUGGCAUUCAAGAGGCAAGUAAAAAAUUUCAUGAAAAAUUACUCAGAUGCUGAAAUAAAAGUCAGGGAAGCUACUUCUAAUGACCCCUGGGGUACUUCAAGUUCUCUGAUGUUGGAUAUCAGCAACUUGACUUACAACACGAUUUCUCUCUCCGAGAUUAUGAAUAUGCUAUGGCGGAGACUCAGUGACCACGGGAAGAACUGGCGCCAUGUAUAUAAGUCUCUUACACUAAUGGAAUAUCUUAUUAAGAAUGGAUCAAAGAAAGUUAUUCAGCACUGCAGAGAGAGGUUCUAUAACCUUCAAACACUAAAAGAAUUCCAACAUAUAGAUGAAGCUGGAAGAGAUCAAGGUUAUUAUAUCCGGGAAAAGUCUAAACAAGUCAUAACAUUGCUGAUGGAUGAACAGGUGCUGCAUAAAGAAAGAGAAGUAGCGUGUCGAACUAGACAGCGUACCUCCUGCUCUCUGGCAUUCCCUAAAAAAUUACCUGGAACAGGUAGCUCACCAACUACGUGUGCUUCUGAGCCCACACCAGAAAGUCCUGCUUCCAGGAACAAGUAUAGACGUCUUAAGCUUGCAACACUACAUCGUAAAAAGAAGGCUUCCAAGGCAGAACUGAAUCCAGAGCAGCGCCUUAACAUCCAGCAGCCUGGUAAGACUCCCGCAUCCCAAGAGACACUGCCACCCAAGAGUGACACGUGGAAAUCGUCAAAGGACCUGAUGUUAUUUUACCGUGAUAAUCCGGAGCCUCCUUUGCCAACGGUACCUCCUCCCAUUAGCUCUCCAAGUACGUUGAUGUCAGAAGGUGAAACAGAGGUUUGUAACUCCUCAGGUACAGAUGUUUUAUUCACUCUCUCGGGAAAAAGUCCAUCUCUACAAACACAUUUGGACAAGCAAUUAGACAGGACUGUUACAAACACUGUCACAGAAAACCCCUUGCAGGAACAUCUAGAAAAGCAGUCAGCUGCACAGAGUUUUGAAUUGCUAGCAACUGUAUCAUCAUUUCAGUCAUCAAGUCAAGAAGAGUUUAUCAGCCCCAAUUUAAAGGUGUCAAAGACAGAGUCUGCCUUUUAUAAUCAGGCCUCUGCGGAGACACCCUUUGUCUCUCCCUCAUUCAAAACACAUGGCCCCAUAAAGGAAGUGGUGCGCUUUAAGGACCCUUGGAAGCCAGCGCCAUCCAGCAUGCUCCAGACGGAUGGUGAAGAACUGCAGCCCUUAAUCACGAGGGUUUCAACUGUCUCUGAGGAAACAUCCUUCUUUUCUACUUUAUCCGUGUCAUCUCCCGAUUCAGCCUCUCCAGAGAAGUCUGCUCAUCUCUUACCCUCGAUUUUGCCUGGACCUUCCUUCUGUAAUUUAUCCCAUCGACCACCUGCUCCUGCCUCCAUUAAAGGUAAAGAUAAGGCACCCAGGGUGCCACACCCCUUUGCUCCUCAAGGCCCAGCAUCUUCUGAGGAGGAGGAAGAUAACCACCUCAAUAUACUGGAAAUCCUUCCAGAUAACUCGGAUUCUGCUAAAAAUAAGCCCAGUCAAAUCUCUCGUGCUAAGUGGGUGGAGUUUUCCACCCAGAAUGUAGACCACUUCACCUCUGUGUCCUGUGCUAGUUUUGAAGCCCCCAAAGACUUGCCUCGGGAGCCUGAAUCCAACAGUUCCAUUCGAGUUCUUUUAGGAGAGGUGAAAAAUUCUAUAGUCCGGUUACAUGAAGAUUUGAGCAUGGUGAUCCGAGAACUUAAUAUGAUCAAUAGCCAUCUGAUAAGCAUGAGUAGAAAUAAGCAAAUAAGCAAAUCAUGA
Elephantulus edwardii (Cape elephant shrew) is the source of this 1785-nucleotide messenger RNA. It is a transcript of the gene ENTHD1, whose product is annotated as ENTH domain containing 1. Lineage: Eukaryota; Metazoa; Chordata; Mammalia; Macroscelidea; Macroscelididae. Gene Ontology annotation, cellular component: clathrin vesicle coat; plasma membrane; endosome. Gene Ontology annotation, molecular function: phospholipid binding; clathrin binding. The record is from RefSeq and is a predicted model, not a curated record. Gene Ontology annotation, biological process: endocytosis.